Messenger RNA from Cryptomeria japonica (Japanese cedar), 1122 nucleotides. RefSeq lists its product as uncharacterized. The coding region runs from base 1 to 768 and encodes 255 amino acids. The transcript is spliced from 6 exons. NCBI's taxonomy places the organism in Eukaryota, Viridiplantae, Streptophyta, Pinopsida, Cupressales, Cupressaceae. The record is from RefSeq and is a predicted model, not a curated record.
AUGGACGUGAGCAGAGCUCGGUUCAAUUCCAAGAAUAUGCAGAUUGUGGCCUCUCAUCACAUGUAUUCAUGGAGUGCCUCCAAGCACAUCUGUAGAUCAGCGACUGCCUUCUUAUUAUCUUCAACGUUGAAAUGGCCACGGAAUGCAAGGUUGUUGUGUCAAAUUGCCAGCCGCCCUCUGCAAGUUAGAGCUUGGGGUUUAUUAUCAUCUGACGACACUCCUGGAGGCAAUGAAGGAGAUCAUUUAGUUGCAGAGUUCAUGCAUCAUGUGAUCUCCACCCAUCAAUCAUGGCCUCUAGAAGGCCGCACUCCAACACCGCUCAUGCCACCACACACUGUUGUCAAAGUUCAGAUGGAUGCAUUGAUGCGCAAUGACUGGCCUGAGGAAAAUAGUGGCAUUAGGACUGCCUUCUUAUUUUCAAAGCCAAAUAAAGUCGAAGAGAUGCGUGUUGGACAGGCAGUCACAGCUGCAAGAACUUGGAGGGCUACUGAAAGCUACCUUUCGUUUGAACAAUUUGUCACACAUAUCAGAGAAUCCCAAUAUGCACCAAUGGUAUACUGUUUAGAUUGGGAGGUUGCAUCCACUGUUUUCUUCCAUGGACUAGGUGAUUGGCGAGCAGUACAAGCUGUAAAAGUAACUACAGAAAAUGCAGAUGGGUCUAGGAAAGAAUAUACUUAUACAUUUUGCCUAGAAAAGAUACUUCGAGGUCCAUACAAGAAUAUAUGGAUGGUCGUGGGUGUGAAACUUGGCGACUAUGCCAGUGUCUGAUCUGUUUUUCCUCAGUUCUCUGUUACCAACUUCUUAAAGACACAUCAUAGAUGAAAGCACAUGCAUCACGUUAUUGUAAUUUUAUAUUUUGUAUGAAUCCUGUCAAAGGAGUGCUUAUAAGAGGAAUAUGCAGCCUGCAAUUUCCUGUCCUUAGCAUGCAGAACUGCACUUACAAAUUUAGGCAUUGGACUUGGAAGGUGCUGGUACAUGCACUAUGCUUUCUCUUUUCUUGGCAUUCAUUGAGAAUUAAGAUAAAUUUCUGAUUGCGGUUCUUGUAGCUUGAAGUAGAGCUUUGAGAACCUUCUAGUAUUGUAGUUGCUCAAGCACCCUGUAAAUUAAGAUGAUUAAUUUCAG